Molecule: messenger RNA, 2364 nt
Organism: Cyphellophora attinorum
Lineage: Eukaryota; Fungi; Ascomycota; Eurotiomycetes; Chaetothyriales; Cyphellophoraceae
Exons: 5
Coding region: 1-2364 (787 amino acids)
Source: RefSeq, a predicted model, not a curated record
AUGUGUCGCAACCUCCUCGUCCCGGCGACGCUCAUCGCGGCGACUCUUGCGCAACAGCAGCCAUGCUUUCCUCUGGGGCCGGUCUUUCCGGCACCGCAGCAUCUGUCUACAUCAAGCAGCUUCAGCAAUGCCUUGACGACCUUGAAUCAGACUCUGGAGGACUCCCUCGCAGGAGGAUCACAAUACCCUUCUCUCGACAAUCAGUCCACAUCUUUUAUCCUCGAUAUGUACUCAAUCAGUACGAAUGAAUCGUUGUUCACAUACACCUUCAAUGCGCCGGACUUCGCAAAUGCCAGUGUUGGCGCUUCGCAGAUUACAGAAGACACGGUCUUGCGGAUCGGCAGCAUGUCAAAGCUGUUCAGCGUGUACAACUUUCUCAUUGCAGCUGGAGACGUUCUCUGGAACGAGCCCGUGACGAAGUAUGUUCCGGUGUUGGCAGAGUAUGCUGCUCAGCGCGCUGGCGAGGUAGGUAUCGACUAUUACGACUUCGACAGCAUCACAUUAGGCGCACUGGCUUCGCAGUUGUCAGGUGUCAAUCGCGAUUUUGCAUUCGGUCCGGACUCAGAUGAUGGCUUUGCGGGAGUCCUUCCACCGGUGUCGCCUGUGAAUGUCAGCUAUUGCGGGUAUAAUGGGACGGAUCAAUCGCCGUUGUUUCCGUGUAAUCGGACUGAAUACCUCAAGGCGGUUCUUGUGCAGAGUCCUGUCGUGCCGGCGUUUCAUACCCCAAUCUAUUCCAAUGUGGGAUACUCACUCCUAGCCAUGGCGUUGGAGAAUAUUACCGGCACCGCUUUUGACGAUAUCUUUGCGAAUGACUUCGUUGCGGCUCUCAAUCUUACCGGGACUUACUCAUUGCCGCCAAGCGAUCAGCUUGAGAGAAGCUUUGUGCCGUACAAUCUGUCGUAUAGCGGAUUUUUGUGGGAGACUCUCAACGAGGCUCCUGCGGCGGGAUUUUACUCCAACAUACGGGAUUUACGGAUCAUCGGGCAGUCGAUGCUUAGUUCGAGGCUUCUCACACCCGCGCAAACCCGUCGUUGGCUUUUGCCAGUCACUUUUACUGGAAGCCCGAACGUCAGCGUUGGCGCACCCUGGGAGAUACUGAGAGCUCCGCUCGAGCGUCAGUCGUGGAUGUACACCAAGGGAGGCCACUACGGGCAGUACACGUCGGAGAUUGUUUUGCUGCCGGAUUGGGGUGUUGGCUAUAGUGUGCUUGCCAGUGGGGUGGAAGUGAGUCUUGCGGUGGAUACGGUUGCGAAUAUUGUGGCGGAGACUGUGGUUGGUGUGCUGGAUGAGGCGGCCGCUGAGGAGGCAAAUGUCACGUAUGCUGGUCGGUAUGAGAAUGAUGGGGACGUGAUGGUGUUGGAGGUGGACGACGGGCCCGGUCUGCUUGUUAGUGAGUGGAAUUGGAAUGGGACGGAUGCUUUGGCGUUAUAUGCGACGUUGAAUGGUGCGGAGAAUGCUACGAUGAGGUUGUGGCCAACAACGUUGACGAGUCCGGGCAAGGUUGGUUUCCGGAGCUACGUUCAGAAGUUGCCGGUGGUGCUGAAUCCUUAUCCGGUGCUCGGGAACUGUAUCAGUUGGUUGACGACGGAUCAGCUGGUGUACGGCGGGGUCGGGCUGGAUGAUUUUGUGGUAGAGGUGGAGGAUGAAACAGAAAUCAACAGCUGGGAGCGCGACCUCAGUGGCAAGUCUGUCGUUGUGGACGCGGCCCAGUCCGCGAAGAAUCCGAAGUCAUUCAGUCACACCACGGUCAAGCAGAUGAAUGCCGAUCUCACGGAGUUGGCGACCAGCACUCCUGAUCCAAAUCGAGCCGAUGAUGUGCUGGGCCUGGCCACACUCAUUGAGCCACGCUCUGAAGACCUCGAAGAAGCCGAGCAGCAACUGGGCGUUAAUGGCGCCUUCAAUCUCUACGAAGGGCAGGAUGAGUUUGCCGAUACCCAGACAUUGUGCGCGUCAACCAAGUAUAUGAAGAAGGUCACCAUAAACGAUAUAGCCUCAAACUCAGGAUGCCCACAAGGCGGGCUCCAGAGACGGGUUGUGCCUGUGCUUGCGAUGCACGAAGAGAAACAGAAACACAACUCCGAGAUACCCACAGGGCGGGCUCCAGAGACGAUCUACGCCAAUUCUCGAGAUGCACGAACAGACAGAGAAGAGCAUCAAGAUAUUGCGGGCGAUGAACAGGCCGACGGAAUGCUCGACAUGUACAAGAAGCUCGACAGCGCCCACCACGUCCUAUGGUACAAGAUGCAAUCAUACCAGCAUCUCAGCGCGUUCCUCGACGCAGUUUCCACGAAACUCUUCAACGACACCAAUACUCUCCGAGAAGAAGCUGCUGCAAACAAGUCAAGAUGGGUAAGAUCGAGCUAG